This is a messenger RNA of Sporothrix brasiliensis 5110, 1554 nucleotides long. Its product is annotated as transcriptional regulator medusa. Gene Ontology annotation, cellular component: nucleus. Lineage: Eukaryota; Fungi; Ascomycota; Sordariomycetes; Ophiostomatales; Ophiostomataceae. The record is from RefSeq and is a predicted model, not a curated record. The coding region runs from base 1 to 1554 and encodes 517 amino acids. The transcript is spliced from 2 exons.
AUGGAAGGCACAACGGCUGACUCUGGCGUACCACCCGCCCCUGGCGGCAUGACACGAAAGUCAUCACCCCAGUCACCUGGCCAUGUCGACGGACACUCUGAGAGCCCACCGCAACUGACUAUGGACACCGCGACAACGAACAGCCCCAGCCAAGCACAGAACCAGCUGCCAGUCGACUCCAAUACAAAUACGUUCUCAUACCCCGCCAGUGGAGUCGACACAUCUGCAGCCGCAGUCGCCGCCGCACAACAGGCACAACAAGUCCAGAACAACUUUGUCGCUGCUGCUGCCGCCGCCGCAUCUUCUUACAACCAGGAUAACAGCAACAUGCUUGGUGGAUACCGGAGUGCGUCCUUUUCGGACGGCUUCCCCCGGGGCACAGCACCCCAGCCUGUGCGUGCUACUGGUGGUGCCACAACCUGGACGACGCCUGCAUACGGGGGCUUGAAUCAUCAUCAGCCUAGCCAUCACACUCACAGCUCCCAUGAUCGGUACAAUAUGGGCCGCAGCCACUCGAUGGCCCAUGUUCACGGUGCACGGCAGCCACUGUCCGCCCCUCUCCCCGCACCCGCCCACGGAGGUGCCCCGCAGCUGAUCCGCACAAGCACCAUUCAGUCCACUCCUUCCGGGUCGGUUGGCGGCCUGGGAACGGGUGGCACGUAUGGCGGAGGCCACUGGGGUGGCUACCCUGCUAAGGCUGUUCUCUCCAUUAUGGGUAACCUGGAUUCGAUGGCGCAGGACUGGACACCUGAAGAAUGGAGCAACCAGCGCCGUAUUGUCCUUUUCCGCAAGAAGCAGAACGGCUGCCACCUGGAAGCAACAUUCCGCCCGGUCCCCAUUAAUGAACGGCCGCCUAGCAGUAUUUGCAUCAGCUGCAUCUAUUGGGCAGAGAAGCAGGAGUGCUUUGUCACCUCCGUGGACACAAUCAACCUUCUGGAGCAGCUUGUGGCCGCGCCUGCCCGCUUCUCAGUCGAAGAGAAGAACCGCAUUCGCCGCAACCUUGAGGGGUUCAAGCCGUUCACUGUCAGCAAGGCCAAGGCCGAGAGCGAGGAGUUUUUUAAGCUGAUUAUGGCCUUUGGUGCACCGAAGCCCCGGACCAUCGAGAAAGACGUAAAGGUAUUCCCUUGGAAAAUCCUUGGCCAGGCUCUGAAAAAGAUCAUCUCCAAGUACAGCGCCAGCCCGUCGUCUGUCCUGUCGCCCGCCUCGUCAGGCACUUCAGGACAAGGCCAUCACAUGUUGACUCCUGUCACGAUGAGCCCGUCUUACCCGGUGCUGCCCCCCACACCUGGCUCACUAUCUGCCGCAACAGAUGGCACGUCUGCUGUUGGCUAUGUCAACAUAGUGAACGGAACAAACGGCGCGGACUCACUUGCCAGCCCACGGUCACUGUCUGCGGGUGCUCUCUCUCAUGGCCACCGCUGGGAUGGCUACGGAAUGCCGGGAAACAGCGCAUCACCAACAUACGGCACGAGCCACCACCAGCCGCAGCAUCAGCAGGGUCACAACGGUCAUCUGUACAGCACCGGAUACGGUGAUAAUGUGCAGCGUUCCUAG